AUGGAGACCAGUAUCUUCUGGAAGCUCAAGCCUCAACAGGCAAUUCCAAGCUUUGUUCCAUAUAUACCGGAGCAUCUCAGCUUUGGUCGAGUGGAUGGCUCUCUUUCUGAUAGUUUCAGCGGAUCGGCAUCGGCAUCGACGACGGAAGCUUGUUCCACGGAUGGCCCUCCUUCUCCGAAGCGCAAGAAAGAGACAUGUGUUUUCUCGUUUGCGGGUUCUUGCAAAGGAGUAAAAGAACCAGCGGAACGAAAUCCGUUUAGAAUCGCGCUGGAGGCCUCAAGACAGGGUCGACCCGUUUCGAAAGCCAUCGGGAAGCAAAUGACCCCAAACAAUCAAGGCAAAAGUCAAAGGGCGGCGUUCCCACUCCUUCACAAGCGAGUCUUCCCGAAGAUCAACUCGAUGUCUCUGUUGGAGGAAGAAGGAGGGGAUUCAAGUCGCUUUUGCGUGCCAAAAACGUCGAUGGCCAAGAAGAGACGUGUAGCACAUCCUGAGCAAAGCCCGUUUUCGCUGUAUGGGCAAGAGCUUUGCAUGGACUUAGAAGAAUGGGAAGAAGCAUCAAUUGAAACUGCGAGUUGUCUGCUCCAGAUUGCGGCAUACACCUGGGAUCCCAAGGGCACGACGCGGAAGAGCCCGUUGCGGUUUCAACGAUAG
This is a messenger RNA of Seminavis robusta, 651 nucleotides long. The record is from the annotation of a GenBank genome assembly. Lineage: Eukaryota; Bacillariophyta; Bacillariophyceae; Naviculales; Naviculaceae.